GUGGGUUGACUUCUUCUGUUUUUAAUUUUGUCAGAGAUGGGGGUAGUUAAAUAUGUUAAUAAAUAACCAAUCUUGCUUUUACCGGAAGAGGACAAGGUGCAGCACCGGCUUAGUAACGUUACUUUAAGUUAGUCAAAGAUAAAUGGCCGAGUGAGAUAGACUACCAGUAAGUGACCAUGGACAAAACGGAUAUUCUAAAAUUAAUGGAUUUUGGUCGGGGUCCACUUAUUGUAGAUGGUGGACUGGCAACAGAACUGGAAUCAACAGGUUGUAAAUUACAGGGAGAUCCUUUGUGGAGUGCAAGGCUGCUACAUACUAACCCACAGGCUAUUAAAGAUGCUCAUUACAGGUUUCUGUGUGCUGGUGCUGAUGUGAUAACUACAGCCACGUACCAGGCUAGUGUUGAGGGCUUCACCAGGCACCUGGACAUCACCCCUGAACAGGCCAACCAACUGAUCAUGUCAGGAGUGACUCUGGCCAGAGAGAGUGUCAAACAGUUUAUGGCUGACCAACCUCCAUCAGAUCGCAGGGUUCCUCUGGUGGCAGGUUCUGUUGGACCUUACGGAGCGUUUCUCCACAACGGCUCAGAGUACACUGGCGCUUACGCUGCGGAGAUGAGUGUUGAGGAACUGAAAGCCUGGCACCGCCCCCAGGUCCACUGUCUAGUUACAGCAGGGGUCGAUCUCAUUGCCAUGGAAACCAUCCCAAGCGUGAAGGAGGCAGAAGCUCUGGUGGAGCUGCUCAGAGAGUUUCCAGAUUCUAAAGCAUGGCUGGCCUUCUCCUGUAAGGAUGGCCAGUGUAUAUCUGACAACAGUCGUUUCUCUGAGGCGGUCCAGCUGGCCAGUAGGUCCAGUCAGCUGGUGGCUGUAGGGGUGAAUUGCUGUCCUCCAGCCCUGGUCAAGCCCCUCCUAGACUCAGCCAGGACACAGAGGAGACCAGAUCUCGGCUGGGUGGUGUACCCCAACAGUGGAGAGGAGUGGGAUACAUACUCUGGGUGGAGAAAACCAGAAAAAAGAAUAUCUUCAAUCGCUGAACUGAGUCUGGAGUGGAUGAAACAAGGGUGUGCACUUAUAGGAGGGUGCUGUCGCAUCAGUCCUGCUCACAUAGCGGAGCUACGAAGACAGAUACAUGGAGACAUGUCUGGGUCUGAUGCUUCACAGCGGGGACAGGGAAGACCUUAAGACAGACACAUGGAGACAUGUCUGGGUCUGACGCUUCACAGCGGGGACAGGGAAGACCUUAAGACAGACACAUGGAGACAUGUCUGGGUCUGAUGCUUCACAGCGGGGACAGGGGAAGACCUUAAGACAGACACAUGGAGACAUGUCUGGGUCUGAUGCUUCACAGCGGGGACAGGGAAGACCUUAAGACAGACACAUGGAGACAUGUCUGGGUCUGAUGCUUCACAGCGGGGACAGGGGAAGACCUUAAGACAGACACAUGGAGACAUGUCUGGGUCUGAUGCUUCACAGCGGGGACAGGGAAGACCUUAAGACAGACACAUGGAGACAUGUCUGGGUCUGAUGCUUCACAGCGGGGACAGGGGAAGACCUUAAGACAGACACAUGGAGACAUGUCUGGGUCUGAUGCUUCACAGCGGGGACAGGGGAAGACCUUAAGACAGACACAUGGAGACAUGUCUGGGUCUGAUGCUUCACAGCGGGGACAGGGAAGACCUUAAGACAGACACAUGGAGACAUGUCUGGGUCUGAUGCUUCACAGCGGGGACAGGGAAGACCUUAAGACAGACACAUGGAGACAUGUCUGGGUCUGAUGCUUCACAGCGGGGACAGGGGAAGACCUUAAGACAGACACAUGGAGACAUGUCUGGGUCUGAUGCUUCACAGCGGGGACAGGGGAAGACCUUACAGCUCUUAUUACUGCUACAGUAUGUAAUCCCACAGUCAGAUUAUGCAAUUAAUAACUAAUUUUAAAAUGAGUUUAUAUAAAUGAUUUAUUAACCCUCAUACUGCCAACAUAUGUUAUAUACAUUUGGAUAGUAUUUACAUCCCUAGACUUUGUCUAAAUGAAUGUAUGACUUUCUCCACAUUUUUUUGUGUUACCACCUGAAUUUAAAAUUGACAAUUUAAUCUAUCUUUAUUACUGUCCUACACACAAUGUCAAAGUGGAAUUGUGUAUUUUGAAAUGUUUUAAAAUGUAUAAAAAAUUUAAAGCUGA
Molecule: messenger RNA, 2178 nt
Organism: Salvelinus fontinalis (brook trout)
Lineage: Eukaryota; Metazoa; Chordata; Actinopteri; Salmoniformes; Salmonidae
Exons: 8
Coding region: 177-1181 (334 amino acids)
Biological process (GO): S-methylmethionine cycle
Molecular function (GO): zinc ion binding; S-adenosylmethionine-homocysteine S-methyltransferase activity
Source: RefSeq, a predicted model, not a curated record